AUGGCAAGAACCAAGCAGACAGCUCGUAAGUCCACCGGCGGCAAAGCCCCCAGGAAGCAGCUGGCCACCAAGGCUGCCCGCAAGAGCGCACCGGCCACCGGCGGCGUCAAGAAGCCUCACCGUUACAGGCCCGGUACCGUGGCUCUUCGCGAGAUCCGCCGCUACCAGAAGUCCACCGAGCUCCUCAUCCGCAAGUUGCCCUUCCAGCGUCUGGUGAGGGAGAUCGCGCAGGACUUCAAAACCGAUCUGCGCUUCCAGAGCUCGGCCAUCAUGGCUCUGCAGGAGUCCAGCGAGGCUUAUCUGGUCGGCCUGUUCGAGGACACCAACCUGUUCCAACGAACAAUCAUGUCCGGCAGAGGCAAAGGAGGUAAGGGUCUAGGAAAAGGAGGCGCCAAGCGUCACCGUAAAGUUCUGCGUGACAACAUCCAGGGCAUCACCAAGCCCGCCAUCCGCCGCCUGGCUCGCCGCGGCGGCGUCAAGCGUAUCUCCGGGCUGAUCUACGAGGAGACUCGCGGUGUGCUGAAAAUGUUCCUGGAGAACGUCAUCCGUGACGCCGUCACCUACACCGAGCACGCCAAGAGGAAGACGGUGACCGCCAUGGAUGUUGUGUACGCGCUCAAGAGACAAGGUCGCACUCUGUACGGCUUCGGAGGAUAAAGUGUCCGUCUUAUCUAGCUAAACCAAAGGUCCUUCUAAGGGCCACCCACCAUUUCUCCUAAAAGUCACUUCUGUACUACAAUGACGCUGACAUAACAAACUUAUGAUAGUUACCGUGAUACUUAAUCAGCCGAUAUCGCCUCAUCUAA
Messenger RNA from Nerophis lumbriciformis (worm pipefish), 806 nucleotides. Its product is annotated as histone H4-like. The record is from RefSeq and is a predicted model, not a curated record. Lineage: Eukaryota; Metazoa; Chordata; Actinopteri; Syngnathiformes; Syngnathidae. Gene Ontology annotation, cellular component: nucleosome. Gene Ontology annotation, molecular function: protein heterodimerization activity; structural constituent of chromatin; DNA binding.